AUGAGCAACCUCAUCUCCUGCGUAUCAUGGGUAAAACGCGGCGUUUCAGCGAAGCAGCCUUCCAAGUAUGUACUCGACGAGAAGGAACUCGAGCGCGUCAGCGCCCUCGCACGCAUUGAGCUCGAGGAUGCCCGGAUAGAGCUUGAGCGCGCGCAUAAUGCUGCAAAAAGUAUGGGAAAGGGCGCGGAGGGCGCUGAGGCGGAUGAUGCGGAUGAGGAUGAUGCAUGGGUCGACGAGGAGGAUGUGUCGAUGGAGGUGUCGAUGGAGGUGGAUGGUGAUGUUAAAGUUGAUGAUGUACCUGCGAAGGGGGAUGAUCUUGCGCAAUAUAAGUUGGAUGAAUAUGACGAGGACGACGUAAAAGAAGAUGGCAUGGGUCCAUUCAGCAACAUCAAAGGACUGACAUUCUACAGAGAUAACCAAGACGAUCCAUACAUCACACUCAAAGACGAUCCUGAAGACGACGAGCGUUCAGAACUCGAAGUCCUCUCAACAGACAACCUUCUUGUCACCGCCAAAACCGAAGACGAUGUCUCCCAACUCGAGAUCUACGUCUACGACGAAUCCCAAGACAACCUCUACGUCCAUCACGAUCUCAUGCUCCCCAACUUCCCCCUCUGUCUCGAAUGGCUUGAUUUCCCACCCACAUCCUCCUCAUCUUCAGAUGACACCCCACCAAAAUUCGGCAACUACAUCGCCGUCGGGACUCUCGAUCCUGAAAUCGAGAUAUGGUCAUUAGACGUCAUGGAGAGCAUGUAUCCCGACAUGGUCCUCGGUAGACCUGACAAAACAGCCGCUCACGUACCAGUCCCUGCAGGAACAGGUAAAAAAAAGCGCAAAAGGACAAAACACCGUCCUUCUUCAGACGCAUACCAUGUCGACGCUGUCCUUGGUCUCUCAUGGAACCGUACACAUCGACACAUGCUCGCGAGCGCGUCUGCGGAUCGUACCGUGAAGCUAUGGGAUUUGUCUCGUCCGGUGGUGGAUGGCGAGGGUGCGAUAAGGAGCUUUGGGGUGCAUAAGGAUAAGGUGCAGGCUGUGCAGUGGAAUGAGAAAGAACCGACGGUAUUGUUGUCUGGGGGUUAUGAUAGGACGGUACGCGUGUUUGAUUCUAGGGCUCCGGAUACGGGCGUCGGGGCGGUGCUUGGUGCUGAUGUUGAGGCUUUGCGAUGGGAUCCUUGGGAAACCCAUGCUUUCUAUGUCUCGUUAGAAAAUGGUCUCGUACUCAACUUUGAUGCACGCACGCUUCCUACAGAUCUUAAAUCCCCAUCGCCUGCACGGUUCACGCUCUCAGCUCAUGAUGGCGCCGUAUCGGCCCUGGACGUAAGUCCGUUGCUGCGCGGUUGUAUAUGCACUGGAGGGACGGACAAACUCGUCAAAGUUUGGAACGUGGACCAGACUGCUGGAGGCAAACCGUCUGUGAGCAUGGUUGCGUCGAGGGACAUGGAAGUGGGCAAAGUCUUUUCGGCGGUGUUUUCGCCAGACGACCCUCUCACGAUCGCUGCAGCUGGAUCUAGAGCAAAACUACAAAUAUGGGACGUUGGCGCCAACUCCGGCGCGCGGAGAGCAUUCGCGUCAAAGCUCAGCGAAGCCGGACGAGUUCUGAAGGAGAAAGAAGGCGCAGGGUUAGUCGGCCUCGUCAACGAUGAAGAAGCGAGCGAGGAUGAAGGGGACGAGGAUGACUGA
This is a messenger RNA of Suillus paluster, 1683 nucleotides long. RefSeq names its product transductin family protein/WD-40 repeat family protein. Bases 1 to 1683 code for a protein of 560 amino acids. Gene Ontology annotation, cellular component: nucleus. Gene Ontology annotation, molecular function: protein binding. The transcript has 7 exons. The record is from RefSeq and is a predicted model, not a curated record. NCBI's taxonomy places the organism in Eukaryota, Fungi, Basidiomycota, Agaricomycetes, Boletales, Suillaceae. Gene Ontology annotation, biological process: rRNA processing.